GUGCGCUUGGCACGGUUACUGCGUAACUAACUAUUUAUUUAGCCUUGGCUGGCUUUAGCCUUGGCUGGCCUGGUCCUUUCCCCGGCAGCAUCAGACCACUUCUGCUGAGUACCGUACCGUGCGGCCCAGAAAAUAUAAUAUUAUUACAGCAGGAAGUCAGGUCAGAAGACAACGUCAAGUUUUUUUUUUUCUUUUUCUUUUGCCUUUUCCCUUUUCCCGCCUCCAUUUUCCCUUGGAUGAACCCCCCGGCCCCACUGCUAUGAAAAGUGACGAACUCCGCCCGGGGAACCCACAAACACACGGCCACAGGCUCCGCUGAAGCCCGCCCACCCAGCGAUCGGCUCCUCCUCUCUGGCCAUGCGGGAUCAGGCAAUCCCGAGCGUUUGUCGACGGGUGUGAUGAUGAUGAUGAUGAGUGGCUCAAAGGCCAAUUCGCACAUGCACAUGUCCCAUACAAAAUUGAGUUGGAGCUUCGGAGUAACAUAAUUUCUAGGAGCCCGAGGCCAGCCUACACGUCCCUGUACAGUCCGAUCUAUCUACGGCGUAGGUGGGCAGACAGCAUCCGCCGAAAUAACUCUUCCUUUCGCAUAAUCUGCGUAGCCAGCUGCUGGAGCGCUGAGUCGGGUUUUUCAGACAGAGAUCGACUGCUUCGAAUCCCUAGAACUUAACGAAUAAUAUUUCAAGCGCGCUUUGUCUAGGCUCGGCAGACAGAAGGUUCUUGAGGCUGUCAAUUCCCGCACUGAGCACUUGACAAAAAACAGAGGGAAGGCUCUUAUGUAGUCUAUUUUUAGAGUGUAUAUGUACAGCGUAGGCGCCUAUCUUUACCCCCUUCUCUCUCUUUCAGGUGAGGAAUGAGAGGAGGGAGGAAGAACCUAACUCGAGUCACAGACCUAUUUACCUAUCUACAUGUAUAUGCCUAUCCAAGCGCCCGCUACCACUCCGAUUUUCUUUUUUUUCUUUUUUUUUUUUUUUUUUUCCCUUUGUGCGCGUGUAACCGGCCUGAUCAACAAACGGGUAUUGAAUCUGGCUCUUGCAAUCCUCAUUUGAAGAACAUGAAAGAUGGGAGCGUUACAAAGCCCUGUCUCAGGGUUACCGCAGAUGGGCCCGCUAUUAUUACAAGUGCGAUGGGUGCAGUGUUACGUACAUAGGUAGAUACAUGCCUAUGUAGGUAUCCAUGUUAGCCUUAUAAGAACAUCAAGCAGCAUGUCGAUUCCCUGUUGUUAUUUUCUUGGGGAUGAGGUUCUCUGCUGGUGGGACGAAAUGCUGAAGGUAUGGAUGUGUUGGAAGGAAUCAGGGUAUAUCAAAAUUGAAGCGGUUGAUGUAAAGUAAGAAGGAUCGCAAGGGGAUGAUGUUCUUGCUAACUCAAUAGGUUAGCUAAUUGGAUCUUCGUACUCCGUAGGGAAUAUACCAAUGAAUGCUUGGAUCGUAUUCAUGAAUAUUUUACUCAUGGUUUAUCCAUAGAUCCAACUCCCAACUCCCAACCUCAGUCUCCUGCUCAAGUCAAAAAUGUGGGAACCGGUGUCUCUCCCCUUCAAGAGCAACUCCCUGCCAGCCCAUCUCCCUCUACCUACUCCAGAGGAAAUCCGAUCCUGCCCUCACAUUCUAGGGCAGCGCAUGAACGCCAGGAUCGUCAAAGUAAAUGAUGAGAUUGUUGUCAAAUUUGGCGGCAGCAUCAGCGCCUGGGAAGGUCAGGCGUUGAUCUAUCUUGAACAACAUGUCCCUACCGUUCCCACCCCGCGACUGUAUGCGAUGUACUAUGACUCCGAUCAACUUUUCCUGGUCAUGCAGUGUGUUCCUGGCGUACCACUUGACUCUAUAUGGCCAUCGUUGACCGAGCCUGAAAAAGUUGGCAUGGCCACUAAACUCCGCCAGAUAUUUGAUGCCAUGCGGCAAGCUGAGUGUCCCUGGCCCAACUUUUUCGGAGGCUUGGAUGGUACCGGUAUCCAUCACAGCCUAUUCUACAGCCGCAAAAAUGGAGAUCAUACGUAUCUGGGCCCGUUCCAUGGUGGAGCUGCCUUUGCAGCGGGACUCGCGGGAAAUUUUCGAGCCUUGGCUGAGCGCAAUGGUCGACCGGACUUCAAGGUCCGCUUAUAUGAAACCCAGCUUCCGGGCAUGCUGCAAGAUUGCCGGCCAACAUUGACACAUGGGGACGUUCAGCAGAGUAACAUUAUGGUUGUCGAGUCGAGCCGCCAGAGUGGCCAAGGAGAUCGAUCAUUCGAUGUGGUGCUUGUGGACUGGGAGAAUGCAGGCUGGUGUCCUCAUUUCUGGGAAUUCUUUUGUGCAUCGUCGCUGUUUGAUACGCGCUACUGGGAAGAGGAGUGGUGCUUGCGGGUCCAAGAGUUUCUGCCAGUGUCUCUCCCAGAGUUGGCGGUAAUGCGCAUGCUUAACGAAGACAUGGGCCGAGGAUACUAAAAUGACAAUAAUGACAUAAAAAUAUACUCUCUCUACCUGGAUGCUUUCUCGCAACCCCUAUCUGCGUCGCCGCACUCAACCUGUAAUUCAUUUAAAGUAUGGACACGCUGCCGAUCAAUGCUGGAACUGUGUGCCCACCUAAUUCGCCCAUUCAGUACGCUUGAAGACGGGCCCAUAGCGCUCCCGAUUCUCCCCCGUCCAAUGAAAUUUUCAGCCACCCCCACAGUGCAUUAUAUCAACCUUGCAAUCCUCCUCGCGCAGAGAUCCAAGCGGAUGAAUAGAUGUUUCAGUGACGGUUAGAAGCUUCCAUCGAUCCUCAGGGCUUCUGCGAGCGACGUUACGUUACUGUUUCCUACUUUUCCCAGUGGACCAGACAAACCAACACGCAGCACGCAGUUUACCAUUAUCAGCCGACACCUGCCCCCCUAACUGUGCCUCCUUUGCGACAAUGCUUUUGUAGCGGGGACUCUUGGUGUACUCGCGGUGCCCUUGUGUGCUGUGGGCCUAACUGAUGGUCAUUGUGGCCCUCAGGAGCGCCGAACGCCAGCCAAGGAUGGAAAUGGAAAUAAUAGAUAGCACAACAAAGCGACGGUGCCCGUGGCUAUAUGUGUUAGUAUACUCCUACUCGUGUGCAGUAUAGCUCUGUGACCAGGAGGCAAGUGACUGCAUCGUAUCGUAUAGAAGCUAGGAACUUCCCCUGGGGGGGAGUGCAUGUUCAAAAUGGUGUGAUUGGAUGCCCAUCUUCAACUAUUGGCAUAUAUCAUGUAUCUUAGUAUUGGUACCGCCGGGUGGCUAUCAUAAGUUCUGCUUAGGUAAAGCUAGAAAAUAGAUAAUGUAUUCAAAUAAUCAUAACAGGUUGAUGCAUGGACAGGAGAGGGGGGUUUCCAUGAAGUUUGUAGAUUUAGUAGGGUACUUGACGUGUUAGGGUUUGAGAUGGGAGUGGUUGGACAUGUGGAGGACAGCAGUUUUCUGUAGGGAUAGAGCAAGAAUAUCCAAUUGCUUUCUUUGAAUCACAUUCAUAAAGAAUGGUUAUUUUAUUCUCAUCUAUAUUACUGUUCUUCUUGCCACACCAACCAAUAACUAGUUACUCCGUACUAAAGAUAAUAAUAAAAGUUACGACAACACCGCCAGCGGUGGGAACAACGACGGCAUAACAGAAAAAGCAAAUAAACAUUCCAACCAACCGCUCAAUUUAUAACAGUCAUCAUCAUGAGCAAUUGACCAAAUUGAUAUGGCACUUGCCGAUCUUAUUCCAAAAUCCUAUCAUAUUUAAGCAAAGUAAAUCCCCAGGUGAAGCCCUCACCCUAUGGAUAAUUUAACUUCUAUUUCUACCCCGGCUACCGCCAUGAAACCCAAUACUUAAUUAUUAUUGUUGGUGCAGCAGUGUAGCAGUUAUAAAAAAACAAUUACACCUCCACAACCAGUGAACGACUCAAGUCUACAACAAUUCGUCGUUCAAAUUAUUAUUACAAGAUACCUACGUAACCUACCUCUCUGUCCUGUGUAAAUACGCCCUUCCACCAUCCACGCGCUAGACAACCCUCCCUCCCGCCAACCAACACAUCCCUCUCCACCGCCCGCCAUCACUCUUG
This is a messenger RNA of Blastomyces dermatitidis ER-3, 4003 nucleotides long. RefSeq names its product phosphotransferase enzyme family protein. The record is from RefSeq and is a predicted model, not a curated record. The transcript is spliced from 3 exons. The coding region runs from base 1506 to 2411 and encodes 301 amino acids. Lineage: Eukaryota; Fungi; Ascomycota; Eurotiomycetes; Onygenales; Ajellomycetaceae.